GUACAUUGUUAAAUAAAAAGCAUUUCAAAGCACUAAAAAAAAAAACCCGAUUCUUUUUUAUUUCUUUCUUUUUUACCCCUCUUGCUAGUUUGCAAGGCGUUUUGCAUCCACCAAUGGGCUUUCAGGCUGCAGAUAUUGGGAUGUAAAUGAGCAGAGCGCGUGCUGGCGCAGUGAAAGCGUCGGAUUGUUUAUUGAGCCGGGAGCAGCCACGCGCCUGGCCGCCGAGCCGCAGCUCAAGAAUCCCGCAGCGGGGCGGAGACUCCCACACGAGCGUGCGUCUUUUUAAGGGGGUGGGGUGUCGGACGCGUGUUGAAAAAGGGCCGAGUGCUGCCAAAGUUUGUAUCAGAUCGAGCACUGGUAGGGGGCCAGUAGACACUUGGACAUUCGGCAGUGAGAACUGGCCACACGCGCGAAAGUUUUGUCGUUGCUGCUUUUGUUAUUCUCGCCUCAGUGGAAUCAUUGUACAGGUCCGUCCUGGCGUGUCCCAAGAUCGAGAUGGAGACUGCCAGCAUUAUGCCAACGACACACCUGGUGCAGGGUCAGUGCCAUUUCGGACGCGCGGAGAAACGGCAAGAGUGCGUCCUCUCCACAGCGAGUCAGAGCAAGAGUAAAGUGCUGAAGAGACAGCGCUCCAACUCUCCUGAACUGCUGCGCUGCAAGAGAAGGCUCAGCUUCACCGGACUGAGCUACAGCAUCCCCCAGCAGCAGCCGGUCGCCGUGGCGCGGCGCAACGAGAGAGAAAGGAACCGGGUCAAGCAAGUAAACAUGGGCUUUCAGACCCUGCGCCAACAUGUCCCGAACGGCGCUGCCAACAAAAAGAUGAGCAAAGUGGAAACCCUGAGGUCGGCGGUGGAAUACAUCCGCGCUCUGCAGCAACUCCUGGACGAGCACGACGCAAUUUCUGCGGCGUUUCAGUGCGGGGUGCCCUCUCCGACCCUGUCCAACAGCUACUCCGCGGACCCAGAGUCUCCGCAUUCGUCUUACUCCUCUGACGACGGGAGUUACGAGCCUCUGAGCUCCGAAGAGCAGGAGCUGUUAGACUUCACCACAUGGUUCAACAGAUACUGAUGAAGUGCAUUGUGCAUGAUCACAAACAAACUCCAACCGAGCGCACCUGGAUCUCACCUGUCUCUCACCUGUACCCUGGUCUUCCGAUAGUUCUGACUGAGUACGAACGUUGACAUCAAUCCAGAACCUAACAGGUUGUAAGUUCAAAGCCGAGACAAGGAUUAAAGCAGUUAUGAAGUUCAUCCCGCCUCGCAACAACACCAGGAAUCUCUCUCUCUCUCUCUCUCUCUCUCUCUCUCUCUCUCUCUCUUCGUUUAAUGACUGGAUGAGGAAGGACUCGACGUAAAAUUGUUAAAAAAAAAGUGCAAUUAUGGACUUUAAUGUUGUGUGUCAUUUUCGUUUUCAAACUACACCAGCCAGUAGAGACGAAAAGUCAGUGGGACUGUUUUGUUUCAAAAGCGCGCUUCCACGCGAACGCACACGGGACUAUGCUGCGCAUGCGCAGUGCGAAUGUUGGCAAACUGGAACCAGCACCUAGAUUUUAGUUCUACAGAAAUCUGCCUUUAUUAUCUAGUGUGUGUCCCUGCUUAUUUAACUAGUUGCUGACAUUAACGUUUUUAUAUGGAUACGUGUACUCUGAGCUGUAUUGUUAAAAAUGAAGAUUUAUUUUUGUAUGCAGAGCAAAACAAAACAAAAAAGUACACUGCCUCUCUGUGACAGCGACCAUGUUGUAAAUGAAUUAGUUGUUGCUUUUAACACUGAAUAGAAUGCGAUAGAACAUAUUACUGAUUAGACACAAUGCUCUGUGUGCUAAUGGGCAAAGUGUAUGGAUUAUUGUUUUUGUUUUCGUUUUUUUUACAAUAUAUGCACUUGUUCUCUUUUUCUGUAG
Messenger RNA from Clarias gariepinus (North African catfish), 1897 nucleotides. Its product is annotated as achaete-scute homolog 1b-like. NCBI's taxonomy places the organism in Eukaryota, Metazoa, Chordata, Actinopteri, Siluriformes, Clariidae. Gene Ontology annotation, molecular function: protein dimerization activity; RNA polymerase II transcription regulatory region sequence-specific DNA binding; DNA-binding transcription factor activity, RNA polymerase II-specific. The record is from RefSeq and is a predicted model, not a curated record. The coding region runs from base 496 to 1068 and encodes 190 amino acids. Gene Ontology annotation, biological process: regulation of transcription by RNA polymerase II; developmental process. The transcript has a single exon.